CCCUGAUAAUCGGCGUGUCAGGGCAGAAGGUCUGCCCACCCCCGAGGGGCGCUGCCCCCGCAGACGACACCGGCCUCUUUCCGGGCACGCGCCGCGGCCGCCGCUGCGGGCGGAGCCCCUCCGCCGGCGCCCGGGCUCCACACGCUGGCGCUGGGAGCCCUGCGUGCCCGCUGGGCAGCCCAGCCUCUCCGCUAUUCGCCCCUAUCUUCGCCUCCGCCAAGUGUGGAAGGGGCGCUACCGGGCGCGAAAGGCCGCUCCCGGCGGUGGCCGCGGGCGCCGCCCGCGCGGCGCGCGGAGCCGCAUCACUAUGGCGACAAGGUGCAGCGCCACUGAGGCGCGAGGAGCCGGAGGAGGAGGAGGUGGAGGAGGAGGAGGAGGAGGGGGAGAGGUAGAGAGAGAGAGAGAGAGCGAGAGAUUAUGCAUGCAAAACCAUGGGUCUUCCACAGGUUCAGUAACGCUAGCUACCGCCGUGUCUAACAAACACUCACUUUCAAACACUUGCUGCGCUCCGCGGCGUGGCGGCAGCAGGCAGGACCUCGUUCUGGGCCAGGCCGCGCUUCCGCACCGACCUCGCUUCAUCGAGGACCGCGACUUUGAAGUCUUGGCACGCACGCUCAACGAACGACAGUCUUCGCUCGCUGGCAAAGGCUGCAUCUCACAGGGAGGAAGGACAAAGGCAGGGAAGACGUCGGUCAUUUGGCGGGCUCUCU
Prorocentrum cordatum is the source of this 710-nucleotide messenger RNA. The record is from the annotation of a GenBank genome assembly. Lineage: Eukaryota; Dinophyceae; Prorocentrales; Prorocentraceae.